Lymnaea stagnalis (great pond snail) is the source of this 23038-nucleotide messenger RNA. The record is from the annotation of a GenBank genome assembly. NCBI's taxonomy places the organism in Eukaryota, Metazoa, Mollusca, Gastropoda, Lymnaeidae.
GUUGACAGCAACAACAGUGCUCGAGGUAAAAGGUCAGCCAAAAGUCCAGUGGACAAAGCGAGACAGCUGGUCGAUACAUUGUCCAACUUGGAACAGGAAACGGCUCAAAGUAUAUGGGUGAGUGCUUUGCCAUGUCUGUAGGUCUUAUUUUAGCCACCACCACUUGUCUCCCUUUUGUUUUCUUUUGACGUCACCGAUUAAAUGUGUAGCGUCCUUCCCUUUACUUGGAAAAGGUUGUUUAUGAUUGAAUAUGUUCUAUUUGUUCUAAAGAAUGUUAUCUGGUGAAGUAAUUUCUAGAAUUUCUUCACUAGAUGGUUCUGAUUUAAUCCCUUUAUAUCUAUAUAUAUAUGUAGGCCGGCAUCUUUCCUAGCCAGCAGAGAUUUUUGCAAAGUUUCAUAGACACUUAUAAGAGGUUAUAUAAAUUCCAAUAUUGCACUCUUUAUGUGCGUGUGUGUAAAUGGAUCUUUGUAUUUUUCUAGGAUUGUACCUUUUCACUUGCUAUGCUGUACGUUGAUAGACGUUUUCAUCUUGUCUCUUUGUGUACUAUCGUUACUAUCACUAGCUAUGGUCAUCUUGUCUCUUUGUGUACUAUCGUUACUAUCACUAACUAUGGUCAUCUUGUCUCUUUGUGUACCUGUGUUCAGUCCAUUGGUACGAAUUGUGUACGCUACGAGCCAAAGUUUAAAAUAGAUGAAAUGUGCGAAACGAUAGUGUAGUGAACUCGUUUGUUGUGAAUGUUGGGUAGGGGGAGUCGUGAAUCGUGAGAGUGUUUUGUGAGUUGUUGAUCGUGGGGUCAGAGCGUGAAGUUAGUCCGUGGUGUGGAACGUUUGCGUAGGCUGGGUUGUUUGUGUGGUAUUACAAAAGGGAUGUGUGUUAGCUAGAGGUCAGAGAAGAAAGGUAGAAGAAUAAGAGAAGAAUUGUUAGUCGUCGAAAGUUGUCAGUCAAGAGUUAGUCAGUAGCGAUAGGAGCGAGAGACAAGAGUUAGUCGAGAGAGUAGUGCUAGGAGAAUAGAUAAUCGGUAGUUGGACUGAUGUGUGUCCUGUUUUGUCAAGUAUCCAAUAAAAUAUUAUAUUGUUACACUGGACCUUGUGUUUUAUGUGGGAGGAGGUAUCAAACUAAAGUCGUAACAUUUCAAGUAUAAUGAAAGUCGUAAGAGAUAUAAUGGGUCGUAGCUGUGAGUUUUUCCUCGACACACGAAUGUCUGUUUAUGGACUCGGUACAACAAUGCACAGUUUAGUCAACUGGCUGUGGUGACAUCUGCCUUGGGACGUCACCCAGUAACAGCUGAAUCUAUCGCCUUCGAACCGAAUGCAUGGGGGUUGGGCUGCGAUAAGGCUUCUAAGUAGAUUAAUGAGACAGGUUUGAAUGUGUAAAUUGUCUAACCAUAAUUAAAGCUUGACCUAUAUGGUUUUGUUUACACAAAUUAGUUUUGGUUCUCAUUAAUCUUAAACAGAAUAUAAUAUUGAAAGAAAGAUGCCAUGCCCACAGUAGUUACCUCAAUCUGUGAAGCACUGUCUAUUCACUAUGAUUUUUGUUUUUAAAACUCCACAGGGUCCAAGAGACAGUCGACUUGCACAAAAUACGGUAAAUGCAAUGUUGGUCUGUUCUGUGCAUCAAACUUGUGCAUACGAACUUUCUUUCGAUCAGUGUCUGAACUACAAGCUAUUGGGGAAAGGGGGGGGGGGGGCUGUUGUUUCACUGUACACAUUUCGUUGCUAUAAUACGAAUAUAGUACAGCACUGGUACAAUUAUUUGGUACAGCACUAUGGCUAUAAAAUGGUACCUUACUAGCGCCCAUGCCUAACAAAAUAUUUUAAAGAAUUAUUCAACGUUUUAAAAAUAACCAGUGUCAUUCAUGCCGUACCCUACUUUCUAGUGUCAGUGACAUUUUGCCUUAUAUUCUGAGUGCUGAACCAAACCCCUUACACCCCCAUACCAUUGCUGACCCCCCCCCUCACUGUCCCCAAUUAUUACUGAAUCCCUAUUAUAACUGACGCCCCUGCCAAUACUGCCCCCCCCCCUCCUAAUGAACUUUGCGUCAUAUUGACCCCCUCCCUUUCUUAUACGUGUCCCCUCCCGAAGCUAACUUGUUUUCGGGGACCAAAGAGCUGCUUAGAACCAGUUGUGACCCGUCAGUAAUAACUGGUGAAGGACGAGCCUCGCAGAGUCAAAACAGCAUGCGGAAGAGCGAAACCAAAAAAAUUUUGCUUGAGACUUAGGAUUUGUUCCUCUGGUUAUUGGGUGUUCCUUGAAUUGUUCAUUUCAUACCUCAGACAUACCUCACUUUAAUACCUAAUAUACACCUCACUUUAAUACCUCUUUGUGUCUUUAUUUAUGUAUGUAUUUUUUGUCUGAAUUGACAGCCCAUGGAGGUUACAGGCCCCGCCCCCAUUGAGCGCUAUUUGGUGAGUAGAUAGUCACCGUUAGAUUUGUCUUAGCUGUAGCUGGUUUGACGAUGGCUUGUCUGACAUUGGCUGGUCUGACAAUUGCUUGUCUGACAUUGGCUGGUCUGAUAUUGGCUGGUCUGACAAUUGCUUGUCUGAUAUUGGCUGAGGUCUGACAUUGGCUGAGGUCUGGCAUUGGCUGGUCUGUAGGUCAGUUAACUAGGGAAGGAGACUACUGGAUAUAAUGAAGGAGGAGCUGGAGGGGGAGAGGGAGGUCAACAGAAGGAAGGAGGUGAGACAGAGGAAGGGAUAUCUGCUCUGUUAUAAUAAUCCAUUCAGCGUUGGGUUGUUUGCAACAUACAACAUUUAAGCAUCCUGUCUCUGAAAACCACCACCACCGUCUAACUACUAACAACACAUCAUGUCAGAGAGAACUAUUGAUGAUAAGUUCUGCCACAUAUAAUUAUUGAUAAUACAUUUUGUCACAUAUCAUUAUGCAUAUUGAUGACACAUAUUACUAUGUAUUCUUUUAAUCGCCAAAUGAACGGGGGGUGAUGUGAAGUGGGCCAUAACGGUAUAAAAUUGUAUCAAAGACUUAUUGUACCCGACACGUGUAUGUUAUGUGUUAUGAAACAUUUUACACAUAGACAUAUAGGGAGUCAUACCCUGACGUACAGGUAACUAAUAUUGACAUAGACAUACCGCACAAAGAUGUCACAAGCGUUCACGUAGACACAACCCCAAAAAGAAAUAACUAUUUUAUUGACAUAGACACGCCCUCACAAAACGAUAUCUGUUUUGUUAUUGACAGACCUACCCACACCAAGAAGGCAGCCCUUACCCCAAGCUGCACCAACAUUCCAGAGAAAAGAAGAGUCAGCAGCUGAAGCUGGACAACUUGAUGGUGGCCAAGAACGUGCUGAAAAACCUGGAGACGACACGUGAGACCCUGGAGAAGAAUAUUGACCACGUGAUUAGAUCUCGUCGGGAUAUCAACGUUUUCACGACCAUGUUUGGCGAAGGUGUGGAAGGGUCAGUAACUCUAGAAUUAAACAAAGCAGUUGUAAAGAUUGAGUGACCUACCCUCUUAUCACCAACGUGACCACUAUGGUGACACCAAUAAGACCACUAUGGUGACACCAAUAAGGAAAAUGGUUGGUUUAAAAAAAAAAAAAAAGAUAAUAAUUGAUUGAACAAUUUUUAGAACAUCUUUGUCACCUUCCAGUCCAGCUGAUGAUUUGAGUCUCCAAAUGACCUGUUGUAACAAAGAUUGUUUUCUUAGAAAUGUGAAUGAAAUCUCAGGGUGAAGCUUCAUCUCAGCCUUACAUAUACCAGUCGUUUUUCAAAUAGAUUUUUUUAGUAUAACUAGACUCCUAUAUCAUGUAAAUGUCUAAAAUGUGAGAGUCCUUUCCAUAAAUCAUUUACAUAAACCUUUUAUACAAAGCUUUAUUAAAUAAUGCCUGUAAGGUGUUGCCACACGUCAAUGUCUGUUUUGCUCAUGUUCCUCAGAGCUGUCGCUGAGCAGUUGAGGAUUGAGAAACUAGUCAACAAGAAGAUAUCUGCCCUGCAGCCAGAUGUGCAGGUGAGUUGAGGACAGUGGGACCCAAACAGAACAAUGGUCAGGACCCACAUAUAGACCAACCUGUGUAUUAAUAAUUCUUGCCAUCCAUUUCGGUCCAUUUGUGGGUCCAUCAAUUUAUUGUUCAAGACUUCACCUGAAUAUGCACAAUUGUUUACAAAGACCUAACAAGACUUUAACUAAAUAUGCACCCUUGUUUACAAAGACCUAACAAGACUUCAACUAAAUAUGCACCGUUGUUUACAAAGACCUAACAAGACUUCAACUGAAUAUGCACCCUUGUUUACAAAGACCUAACAAGUCUUCACCUGAAUAUGCACCCUUGUUUACAAAGACCUAACAAGUCUUCACCUGAAUAUACACUGUUUACAAUGACCAAACAAGAUAUCACCUGACUAUGCAAGAUUUUUUACAAAGACCUAACAAGUCUUCACUUGAAUAUGCAUGAUUGUUUACAAAGACCUAACAAGACUUCACCUGAAUAUGCACUAUUGUUUACAAAGACCUAACAAGACUUCACCUGAGUAUGCACCAUUGUUUACAAAGACCCAACAAGACUUCACCUGAAUAUGCACCCUUGUUUACAAAGACCUAAGUCUUGUGUUAAAUAAAUUAUUUGUGGGGAAAGUACAUUUUAUUAUCGUCCACAGAGGGAAGUGCUCAGGGGUCUUGCUCAAGAAGAAGCGGACAAAGUGGCAGCUCAAACUGAAGAAGCCCGCCUAAAAAUUGCAGCUAAGAGAGGCACAGGGAAAUAUGGCACCACAAAGGCUGGCUUAGUGAAAACACAAGCGGAGCGCAGCGCUAGAUUGGCCUACAACAAGCCAACGGCCUUAGCUUCAGCCGUGGUGUCAAGCAGAGGCAAAGAAAAUACAAGCAGCAAAGUGAAACCGCCUCCAAAGGUAACAGCCUUGAAAGUUGGACUUCAAUAGAAAUCCACCAGAAAAAAUAAUAAGGCUCCCGAUACAAUCUUAACAAAACUUUGAUUUUUCCACUAACAAACAAAAAUAAUUUUGAAAAAGAUCAUUCAGAAACUCAUUAACAAAGAAUACCUUCUGCCAGCUGACUGUCAUCAAAGAUGAAAAGACCCUGGUCAGGACUUACGGCAAGCAGGAAUAUCAACGAGGUCGCACCACCAUCCGUGAUCCUUAUCUCCAUUUUAAGAAUCCUAAGACAGGUCGGACAGCUCGGCCAGCACCAGUCAAUGAAUCAUUUGGUAAAACUAAUAAUGUUAACUUUUAAAAAUGAGAGCCUGUCUACUAAACAUUGUUAGUUUUCAUUGUUAGAUCAUGUCAACUAAAUAUUGUUAGCUUUUAUUAUUAUAUUUUGACAACUAAACAUUGUUAGCUUUCAUUAUUUAACAUUAUACUUGGAUGUUAAGAAUAUAGUUAGUAAGUUAAAUAUUAUAUAUAUGUUGUAAUUGCACACACCACUUCAUAUUAAUAUAAAUGUUUCGAUAUGAAAUUAUUCUCAGUGAGUGGAGAUGGAAGGUCAAGAUCACCCAAGAGCAGGCUAGGUCAAGGUCAGGCCUCAUCCCCACCUCCCAGACAGUUUUAUUUCAGUCCAACAAGAGGCUACAUACCCUUAAACGCAGGAGACAAUGGUAACCUAACCGUUAUAUUACGAUACAGCGGUAAACCAAUCUAUCUCCAUUCUAAUAUAUUACUUGUAAAUUAAGGUCAAAAUCUAUCUUGCCAUAUUGUGCUCCUAACUUGGCAUUGAAAAUUAAUUAUGAACACCUCCUCUUUAUGUGUUCAGUUAUGUUGUGACCUACUUUAUGUGUUAAAUUAUGUUCUGACCUACUUUAUGUUGGAGAUGUUUUCACUUGACAGCUCCUGUCCCUGGUCAACUUAUUCCGAUGGCCAUUCCCUUGGGAGAGCCUCGUAUGGAGCCAGGGGUCAGAAGGUCGGCCACCCUCUUAAGCAACCCGUUGAACCCCAUCACUUCCACCCCCGUGCCAGUGACGGCUGCUACAAACGUUGCCGUGGUUUCAUUUCCUGUAGAAGACAGGAGAACUAAAAAAGGCAGAGAGCCAGAAUUAGCCACACAGGUAUGAAUCGGCCGCACUUAAGUGCCGUGACUUUCAGGAAUACAACAAUAAUGUAGUUAUCCGCAUUAACCAUUAAUCCUAUAACUAUCAUAGUGGCAGCUCAUCGGCCAUUAUACCCCUUUCACAGCCAAUACAAAUAUAGCCACUACCAAAAGCAUCAAUAAAAAUGAGAAUUAUUUAAUGUAUGAAGGAAAUCACUCCAUAUAAAUGAGCUUGCUUCCUAUUGCCGCUUCUAUCUGUGCUUUUAUUGGGGCUUGUUUUGUGAUUGAGAUGUGACAUUUGAUCAGGUUUUUUUUACUGCCGUUAUGUUUGAUGGUGGAGAGUGUCUCCCCCUUUAGAUAGCAAAAUCAACAGAGACUUUCUUUAUUGGAAUUAUUUCAAGUAGAUUAAAAUGAAAGCAAUGAUUUCAGAGCUUUUCCAGAUGCUAGUAAUGACGGUAUUAGCUCUAGCGGUGGUGGCGACAUCAGAUAUUGACAAAAUUAGUUCUAUGCUUAGUCGUAUUGUUGCAGACAAAUUUUUUUUGCAAAGGAUGGAAAUCGAGCAGAAGAGACAAAGAUUUGAUCCAAAAUGCCUACCCUAAAAAGAUUCAAAGACAUUUAUAUUUGUGUAUGUUCUGGUGUGUUAAUUAAUACAAAAUGGAUUUAAUAACUUUAAAUGAACAGGAAUUUAAAAAAAAAUGUUUCCCCCCAAAAAAAAAAAAUUCCCCCCCCCCCCCCCCCCCCCCCCAAUUUUCUGAUAGAAAUUUUAAGAUAGUGAAUGAAACAAAUUGAUAAAAAUUACGGUAAAUUUACCCAAUCUUUUAACCCAUUUCCCAUGGCUGCCAUCUUGGUUGCCAUGACCCGUCAUGGUUGAAGUGACAAGAAGUGUCAACGACAUGCGGUCGCCCCCUUUCCUGGCGUAAUGUUUGGUCAGUACAUUAAUUUCUUGCUGAACAUACCAAAUUUAUUGUUUUCCCCCUAGAUAUGGGGCAAGAAGUUCCCUCUCCUGGCGUAAUUUUAGUUGGUUCAUGCUCCCUUCCUGCAGCUAAAACAUGUGUGCCACAGUUACACACAGUUGUUAGCAAAGUGUAGGAAUGAAGAAAAACAAUGCAAAAUAAUCAUUUUAAAAUAAUUAAAACUCAACUGUUUCAUAGAAUGCACUUUUACACACUUGAUUUCAGGUUUCACCAAAAAGAAAAUCCAAAAGUUGUCAGAAAAUCAAUACAAUACUACACACCUAGUUUCCAAAGUGCCGAAAAUUUUAUUUAUAAUAUUUAACCACCCAAUGAAAUUAUAAAUUAAAACAUUCCAUCGUCUUUAAAGAAAAGUUAACUCUAGUAACAAUCCAAGAAGAAACAAAAAUGAAAGAAUCCUAUACAUAGAUUAAAAUUAGCACGGAUUGAGAAAAAUACAAUUUUGAAUAUUAGUACCUAUAACUUGACAUUUUCUGAAAGAAUAUUGCUUUGUGUAUCUCAAAAACUUGAUUUUAUGAUAGUUUAAACCACAUGUGUAAAACUCAAGGUUUGCGGGCCACAUCCGGCCCGCCAAACAAUCAUAUUAGGCCAGUGAGGUCUUGACCGGCGUACAAUUAUAUCCAAACUAACGCUAUGGUGUUUCCCAAUGCACACUUUGAUGAAAAACUUAGCUUACUUCGUGCUGAGUUCGCACUGGGCUGUAGUGAAUUUAAAGCACAGAAAUGUAAUUUCUGGCUCUUUCGUAGCCAAUUUGUCAUAGACUGGAAACUGCACCUGUAAAUUUGCAGAUGGAGCUAAUAGAGCUGCAGUGUAAUGGGACACUAAAGGCAAAGUACGACACAGUUGGGCCUGCACAGUUCACUCCUAAAGAGCUGCCCCAGCUUUGUCUACAUGCGGCUCGAACCUUGAGCAUGUUUGGUAGCACACAUAUGUGUGAGAAGCUGUUUUCUGUGAUGAAAAUUAACAAAACAUCACACAGGAGUCAUCUCACAGAUGAACACUUGCAGUCCAUCACGAGAAUCUUAAUGACACAUAACGAUACUCCCAACAUAAACGAACUUACUUGUUUUUGUAGCCAAGAAAAUGUGCCAAACAUCCAGCUCUGACAAAUUGGCAUAAGAACAAAAAUGGGUAUGCCAAUGAUAUUUUAUUAUUAAAACUUUUGUUUUCUGUUUUCAUUUAUAUACAUGUUUUUAAAAAAUAUUAAUUUACGCUUAUUGAAUGUUUAUCCUGUUUGACCCGCAACCUUACAUGUGAUUUGAGUUUUGGCCCACCGAGCGAUUGAGUUCGACACCCCUGGUUGAAACAAUUAACCCAGUUUUAGGUUGGCUGGAAAGCAGAAGUGGAAUAGUCAAAUUAUACUCACACUGUAAAGGUCAUGGUCAAUAUAAAAAAUACAUAAAAUACCUUGUCCAAUGUACUUUCAGAAAAUGAAUACCUUUAAGGGUCUCUGAACUCACUGUAAGGGUCUCUGAACUCACUGAGUCUGGGAUUUUGUCCUUUUAAACAAGCAUAUGAAAAUGCUAAAAAUGGCCUGCCGCCACAGAAAAUUGCACUUGACAGUUACAGGGUUAACACAGUUGCCACAGAAAAUUGCACUAGACAGUUACAGGGUUAACACAGUUGCCACAGAAAAUUGCACUUGACAGUUACAGGGUUACACAGUUGCCACAGAAAAUUGCACUAGACAGUUACAGUGUUACACAGUUGCCACAGAAAAUUGCACUAGACAGUUACAGGGUUAACACAGUUGCCACAGAAAAUUGCACUAGACAGUUACAGGGUUAACACAGUUGCCACAGAAAAUUGCACUAGACAGUUACAGGGUUAACACAGUUGCCACAGAAAAUUGCACUAGACAGUUACAGGGUUAACACAGUUGCCACAGAAAAUUGCACUAGACAGUUACAGGGUUAACACAGUUGCGUGGAUAAGGAAGUAGAACAGGAAAUGUAAAAGCUUGAAGGGAAACACAGGGCAUUCUAGGGGGCAAGCUUAGUGUCAAUGUUUUCUUUCGUUCCUGUUGACAAAACAUUCACUUGAUUGGGCUUUUCGUUCCUUAUAAGCUUUCAAAUACUGCUCUGGUGUUGACUUCAUACUGCUUGCAUCCUGCUCUAGUGUUGACUUCACACUGCUUGCAUCCUGCUCUAGUGUUGACUUCACACUGCUUGCAUCCUGCUCUAGUGUUGACUUCACACUGCUUGCAUCCUGCUCUAGUGUUGACUUCACACUGCGUGCAUCCUGCUCUAGUGUAGACUUCACACUGCUUCAACUCAUUCCCUUAUAUAUCUAUCUAUGUAAAAAUUAGUAAAAUGCUUGAAUCUUAUAAAAAUAGUUGUCUGUAUAAAACAUUAAAAUAGUUGUAUGCAUAGAUUGUUAAAAUAAUUAUUUUUAUUGUUCCAAAAUUAGCUGUCCUGUAAAUAUAGUAAAACUAUUUGAAUGCACAAAUAAAUUUCUUUUUCAGGUUCUUCCUCCCAUUGACAUUGACUCCAUCAGCCCAUCAUCCUCCCAGAGAUCUGACAUCCAGAUCAGAAGUCCCCAACAAGACAAUGCCAAUGUCACGUUCAUGUAUGAUGCUCAUCACGUAAGUUCUUCAAUUAUGUCAAACUCACAGGAAAAUGUUUAUUUUUGUACUGUCAUAGAUUUGUAUUUUUAGUUUUGUAUGCUUGUACUGUCAUAGAUUUGUAUGUUUAGUUUUGUAUGCUUGUACUGUCAUAGAUUUGUAUGUUUAGUUUUGUAUGCUUGUACUGUCAUAGAUUUUUAUCUUUAGUUUUGUAUGCUUGUACUGUCAUAGAUUUGUAUGUUUAGUUUUUUAUGCUUGUACUGUCAUAGAUUUGUAUGUUUAGUUUUGUAUGCUUGUACUGUCAUAGAUUUUUAUCUUUAGUUUUGCAUGCUUGUACUGUCAUAGAUUUGUGUGUUUAGUUUUGUAUGCUUGUACUGUCCUAGAUUUGUACGUUUAUUUUGUUACAGGCUGAUGUUGAUCUUGACAACACUUUAACCGAGGAUAACUCUGAGAUGGAACAGUCAGGGGAGGGAAUCAACCUACCAGGCUAUGUUGCACCCUAUUCUGAAUAUUCUGGGCCUGAAUUCCCUCCUACCAAUAAGCCGAAAGCUGACUGGACGGCAGGAGAGAGUCAAGGUCGUCCAGUGACCUUAGUUUCUGAUGUAAUUGCAGAAGAUCUAAGGCAACGGGACAUCCUAGAAAGCAACGCCGUCCAUUGGUAAAUAAGCAUCUAAACUCAAGCUAUUACAUCAAUUUGAUAUGGACGGGUCACAUGACCUACGCAAGUUGUAAGAUAAAAAUAUCCACUUUUAGAUUCAGGUUGAUAGAGACGUUCAUUGCUCACAUCAUUAAAUUCUCUAUUGUCCUAAUUGUACCAUUAUAAUAUUGAUUAUCAAACUAACUUGGAUGCCUUCCUAAUGCAUUUGUUGUUGUUUUUUUUUGCUUUUUUUUUUACUAGAGCCUACAACUUGUAUGUGAUGUACUUGUUCCAUAAAGUCUAUAAUAAAUGUCUAUGUGCCUCCGUAAUGUGCUUAUUAUAUUAAGUCUGUGAUAUGUGUCUAUGUGCCUCCGUAAAGUGCUUAUUAUAUUAAGUCUGUAAUAUGUGACUAUGUGCCUCCGUAAUGUGUUUGUUCUAUGAAGUCUAUAAUAUAUAUCUAUGUGCUUCUGUAUUGUGUUUGUUCCAUGAAAUCUAUAAUAUAUAUCUAUGUGCUUCUGUAUUGUGUUUGUUCCAUGAAAUCUAUAAUAUAUAUCUAUGUGCUUCUGUAUUGUGUUUGUUCUAUGAAGUAUAUAAUAUAUAUCUAUGUGCCUCUGUAUUGUGUUUGUUCCAUGAAGUAUAUAAUAUAUAUCUAUCUGCUUCUGUAAUGUGUUUGUUCCAUGAAAUCUAUAAUAUAUAUCUAUGUGCUUCUGUAUUGUGUUUGUAAUGUUCCAGGCUUGAACAAGAGCUCAUGGCUCAUGUGCUGUCACAAGUCAUGGCUCCACUACAGCGUCCCCAUCAGACAGACACAAGGGUUGAACUGGACAAGUCAGAGGAUACUGACCAAGAGGAAUCUUUAAUGGGUCAGUCAGUUGAAUCUUAUUGUAAUAUGUCCACCAUUGUAUAUGUCAUCACGUAAUGACAUUCAAAGCAGCCAUCUCAACAUUGUUUUCUAUUCAGGAUUAUCAGUCACAUUAAACAGAUAUGUGUUAACUAAAUGUUAAAUGAAAGCAAAACAACUCGGUAACAACUCUAUGCUAAUUGCCUUAAUCUUCUAAAAAAAAAUUAUUUCUGUAUCCUCCAAAUCUGCACUAUAAUUGUGUUUAUGCACCAGUAAUGUCUUUUUAUGAACAAGUGGCACAACAAUGCCAACCAAAAAGUCCUACCAAAGAUAUGAGAGUUGAUUUUUAUUAGCACAGCACAGCAACCAAAAGGGCUAUCAGAAGUAUGGCGGAAACAUAAAAUAAAGACUAUAUUUUCUCUAGAGAAUCAUCCUAGUCAUACUUCUCUGGCAAUAUAAAUAUCAUGUGAUGUAGAUUAAUAUUGUUUUAUUUCAUGCAGUGGCUGACAUGCUUGGCCAAGGUGGCAUGCAGCUAUUUAUAGAUGCUGGCCAGCCUGUUGAUAAUGCUUUAGUCCAAGCUCUGGUCAAGGAGGUGCUGCAGGAGAAAAUUAACACCAUGUUGGCCCAGAGGUCAGCUGAGGUGGACACUCAAGGUGUCAAGGUCAAGGACGCUGUGGAUGAAGCCAUGGAAGCAAGAGAUAACGUAAGUGUAGAUCCAUAGUUUGAACCUGUUGUUAAAUGACACGGGGGGGGGGGGAGGGGGCGAAUUAAAUUAAUAUAACUCUCUUUUUAGGUGAGCCGGUCGACCUACACAGUCCUCCCCUUCGUUCCCUUAUCUUAUCCCCUUCCUCCCUCCUCCCCCUCCAGCAAGAGAUAACGUAAGUGUAGAUCCAUAGUUUGAACCUGUUGUUAAAUGACACGGGGGGGGGGGAGGGGGGCGAAUUAAAUUAAUAUAACUCUCUUUUUAGGUGAGCCGGUCGACCUACACAGUCCUCCCCUUCGUUACCUUAUCUUAUCCACUUCCUCCCUCUAUCCCCUCCAAUGUCACUACAUUCUGCCCCCAGACAUUACUUCUUCAAACCCUUCCUAAGCUCCAGCACCCAGUCCUCUUACCCCUUGAUCUCCCUUGCCUUUAUCUCCAUUACUCUUUCCUCCAACACCCAAUCUAUCAAUCUAUCAUACCAUUCUCCCCUCUACUAACCCAACACCCCAAAUCUAUCAUACCAUUCUCCCCUCUACUUGACUCUUUCCUCCAACACCCCAAUCUAUCAUACCAUUCUCCCCUCUACUUGACUCUUUCCCCCAACUCCCCAAUCUAUCAUACCAUUCUCCCCUCUACUUGACUCUUUCCUCCAACACCCCAAAUCUAUCAUACCAUUCUCCCCUCUACUUGACUCUUUUCUUCAACACCCCGAUCUAUCAUACCAUUCUCCCCUCUACUUGACUCUUUCCUCCAACACCCCAAAUCUAUCAUACCAUUCUCCCCUCUACUUGACUCUUUUCUUCAACACCCCAAUCUAUCAUACCAUUCUCCCCUCUACUUGACUCUUUCCUCCAACACCCCAAUCUAUCAUACCAUUCUCCCCUCUACUUGACUCUUUCCUCCAACACCCCAAUCUAUCAUACCAUUCUCCCCUCUACUUGCACCUAGAUCAAUUCCCCAUCACAUCUCUACCCUCCUCCACCAUCCACUAAAUACUCAGAUUGGAAAUGGAUAAAUGGAGUCAGUCAGAUUGGAAAUAGAUAAAUGGAGUCAGUCAGAUUGGAAAUGGAUAAAUGGAGUCAGUCAGAUUGGAAAUGGAUAAAUGGAGUCAGUCAGAUUGGAAAUGGAUAAAUGGAGUCAGUCAGAUUGGAAAUAGAUAAAUGGAGUCAGUCAGAUUGGAAAUGGAUAAAUGGAGUCAGUCAGAUUGGAAAUGGAUAAAUGGAGUCAGUCAGAUUGGAAAUGGAUAAAUGGAGUCAGUCAGAUUGGAAAUGGAUAAAUGGAGUCAGUCAGAUUGGAAAUGGAUAAAUGGAGUCAGUCAGAUUGGAAAUGGAUAAAUGGAGUCAGUCAACUCCUGAUUUUUGGAAGCCUCUUGCCACUUUUAGGUUUUGUGCCACCUGCAGUCAACCACCUGCAGUCAGCCACCUGCAGUCAGCCACCUGCAGUCAAAGUUGAUUGAUUGAAUUUUUUUUCCACACCACAGAUUUGGCACCCUUAAAUAUCUGAGGCCCCGUGCAGACGCAGCAGCUCAGCUUUUAGCCUGGUCCAGAGUCCUGCUUGACAGAGCCACUAAAUAUUUUACCAAUGCAAGAGAGCUUCAAAUCACUGAACCUAAAUUACGGAUCAUUUCUAGAUGACUGAACACAGUGGCACAGCCAGGGUUAAUGCUGCCUGAGGCUGGUCAAGAUGUUUUAUGCCUCCCCUAUGAACAAAACUCUGCAGUUUGACAAAAAUGCAGCCGUUCUUUAUUAAGAAAAAUGUGCUUCCCGAGAUGCACAUCCGCUCCACUCUUGCUAUGCCAGUGACUGAACUUCUAAUUUUCCGACUCAGUUCUAAAAUUGUUUUACUUUGUUGACAAUUGAAGCAUAAUUCUGGAAUAAAAAUUUCAGAUCUCAAUACUCAACGACAUGACCUAUUUUUACUUCCAGUUUAAAUAUGUUUUCUAAAUAUUUUUUAUUCAGGAGUUUGAAAGAGGGCCACCGCGAGUUCAGACACCAGAACCGACACCGAAAGCCUCACCUAUUGCCUCACCGAGACGUGUCAAGCCACAGCCACUCACUGGACUAACCACCCCGCCGCUGUCACCCCCUGCUGCAGGGUUUCGGAUGCGACAACCUGUGUACGAACCAGAGCCUAACCCACAAAUACAGAGAGCUUCAGAAACUGUGACGACAGACAAAGAAUCGGACACAGAUCUUUCUGUCUCAGUUGAUAUAUCCGAGGAACUCAGGAGGGUUGCAGGUAAGUCGAGUUUGAUAAAAUACAGAGUUUUACAACUACAGUCUACAACUCCGAUUGGUGAAAUUUUGCAUUACAAGUUUACUUUACAUGGCAGCCUCCAGGUGGUGAAAUCUUGCACGCUAGAAAAAAUGCUCUACAAAAUUAUUUUUUUUAAAACCAUGUUUACAAAACAUGAAUGAUUAAAUAAAGUUACUGCUAGUUACUUUUGUUUUAGUCAAGUCAGAAUAUAGAAUUUCUGGAAGGGGUUCUAAGCUGUUGUUCAUUCUAAACAGACCAUGCAACAUUUAUUUCUGAACUAAGCUUGCAAGUAAGUUUCGAACGAAGCUUGCAAGUAAGUUUUGAACUAAGCUUGCAACUAAGUUUGAAACUAAGCUUGCAACUAAGUUUGGAACUAAGCUCGCAAUUAAGCUUUCAACUAAGCUUGGAACUAAGCUUGGAACUUAGCUUGGAACUAAGCUUGCAAAUAAACUUGGAACUAAGCUUGCAAAUAAGCUUGCAACUAAGUUUGGAACUAAGCUUGCAACUAAGCUUGGAACUAAGCUUGCAAAUGAGCUUGCAACUAAGCUUGCAUGUAAGUUUGGCACUAAGCUUGCAAUUAAGUUUCAAACUAAGCUUGCAUGUAAGUUUGGAACUAAGCUUGCAACUAAGUUUGGAACUAAGCUUGCAACUAUCCUUGCAACUAAGCUUGCAACUAAGUUUGGAACUAAGCUUGCAAUUAAGUUUAGAUAUAAGCUAGCAACUAUUACCCCAACUUCCUUCUGCUGACUUUGUGCUCACAUAUGUAUCUUAGCUAAAGGUAAAUCAGUGGAUCAAGAGGAACCAAUCAUUGAAGACCAUGAUGUUGCCACACCCUCAUUGUCACCUAUGGCCACACCCCCCAUGUCACCUGAUUCACCUCCACGCCACACAACACCUCCAGCAUCCCCCGUACAAGCUACGAUCAUGAAAUCUGAGAUUGUGGAGGAACCUGUGCAGAGGAAGACAAUUGUGGUUGAGGAGGAGGAGGAGGAGGCAGAGGAUGAUGGAGAGGAGGAGGAGGAUGAUGUAGAUAGAGUAGAACUGGAUCAACCAAAGCCAUUGUAAGUUUGUUGGUUUGAUGGGUCCAUCAAGUGGUCACUGAGUGGUCAUACUGGGGGGUCUUUCAAGUAGUCAUUGAUCGCUAUUAGUGGUGUUAUCAUGUGGUCAGUGAGUGGUCACUAUUAGUGGUACUGUCAAGGGGUUAUUGAGUGGUCAUAUUAGGGGGUCUUUCAAGUAGUCAUUUGGUCACUAUUAGUGGUGUUAUCAUGUGGUUAGUGAGUGGUCACUAUUAGUGGUACUGUCAAGGGGUUAUUGAGUGGUCACUAUUAGUUGCACUGUCAAGUGGUCAGUUAAUGGUCUCUUAGGGGGUCUUUCAAGUAUUCGUUGGUCACUAUUAGUGGCACUAUCAAGUGGUCACUGUUUAUUGGUGCUAUCAAGUGGUGCUAUCAAGUGGUGCUAUCAAGUGGUGCUAUCAAGUGGUGCUAUCAAGUGGUGCUAUCAAGUGGUGCUAUCAAGUGGUCACUAUUAAUCAAGGGAUUAUUGAGUGGUAAUUAUUAGUGGCACUGUCAAAUGGUCAGUGAAUGGUCACAGUAGAAGGGUCUUUCGAUUGGUUAUUGGUCACUAUUGGUAGGUCUAACAAGGGGUCAGUGAGUUGUCACUAUUAGUGUUCAGUGAGUGGUCACUAUUAUUUGCAUUUUCAAGUGGUCAGUGAGUGAUCACUAUUAGUGGCCCUAUCAAGUGCUCACAAAUUGGUGUUUUUUUUUAAAAAUAUGUUUGUUUAAAGUGCCACCUUGAUUAAUCUUAAAACUGUGAUCAACCAGUGGAUUAAAUACGCUUAUGUUAUUGUUGAUGCCAGGUUGCUGUCUGUGGCUGUUGGAAGGGAUGGGCCAAUGACCAUAGAGAUGUCCACAUCCCCUGGACCCAAAUCUUCAUCACCAGAAGUGAGUUGAAUCUUAGAACCAUUUAUGAAAAUAGAACACGUACAAUAGAACACGUACAAUAGAACAAUACAAUAGAACACGUACAAUAGAACAUGUACAAUAGAACAUGUACAAUAGAACACGUACAAUAGAACACGUACAAUAGAACACGUACAAUAGAACACGUACAAUAGAACACAUACAAUAGAACACGUACAAUAGAACACUUACAAUAGAACACGUACAAUAGAACAACUUACUUGCAGCCGGUGUUCACUGAUGAUGAAACAUGUUCAGUCUGCCGUGUUCAGUCUGCCGUGUUCAGUCUGCCGUGUUCAGUCUGCCGUGUUGUAUGAAACAUGUUCAGUCUGCCGUGUUGUAUGAAACAUGUUCAGUCUGCCGUGUUGUAUGAAACAUGUUCAGUCUGCCGUGUUGUAUGAAACAUGUUCAGUCUGCCGUGUUGUAUGAGCACAGUUCCAUGGGGAGAAUAGAGACGGCUUGAUCAAUCAACUUUUCCUACUAUCAAAAGAAACUAGUAGGGAACCAGGAGACUUAAUCUUCAAGUAUUAUUUACCUUCUGCUAUCUAUUUUUGACUGACAGCGCCAGCUAUCAUUGAGUUCCCCUGAACCAUCGUCCUCAGAGACUGACUCCAGUCUGACAGACACAGUCAAUGAUGCCAUUUCCGAUGGCCAGUGGCUACUUAGUGAGGGACAGGUCAUUGGUUUACCACUUAAUGAAGGUAAGAAACAGUUUAUGAAGGUUUGUGGGGUUGGGGGGGGGGGGCAAUUGGUCAUCAAUAUAUUAAUAGAAAGAAAAAAUUGAGUUCCGUGGGGGAACAAUCAUUUCUUUUAAUUAAAUGAAUUUGAUAUAAUCAAUAGCAUUCAAAUUUCAUCUGAUCUAAAAAUAUCAUUCACAGCCAAACGUCAAAAGUUUCUCCACAAAGGUCACCAGUAUGUGGGAGAUGUCAGCACUGCCAGUACAUUAAGAGAUACAGAAGACCUGGUCUUGGUCAGUACAUCAGACAAUGUCUAUGUUUUAUACUACACGCUGCUGUCAUGAACAUUUGCUGUCAUAAACAUACUGCUGUCAUAUAGACACUGCUGUCUCAAUCGAGACAACAAAAAAGGAGAAAUGUUUAAAGCAAUCUGCCUGCAACAAAUUGUUGUUGACUUGGCUGUUGAUCACAUCUUAUCUAUGACUCAGCAAGUGUCAUUUUGCCAUGGUUUGACAUCGUUUUUAUAGCUGCAUUUAUACGUGAUUAUAAAUGAAUGAUUAUAAAAUGUAAUUUCUUUUGUAUAGACAGGUUAGUUACAUGCAGCUCUUAGAAUCCACUGUAACAUUUUGUUAACAUCUAUGAAGCAUGAGAUCUUUGAAGUUAUAAUGUCCUUUAGAAAGUUGAAAAUAAAUAAGUACGCAAGAACAAUUGGUAAAAGAAAGUAUUAGUGCUUGGGCUACUAAUGAUUGUUCAGGUAAAUUUGGACAGGUCAAUCUAGGGGUUUAGGUCAAUCUAGGGGUUUAGGUCAAUCUAGGGGUUUAGGUCAAUCUAGGGGUUUAGGUCAAUCUAGGGGUUUAGGUCAAUCUAGGGGUUUAGGUCAAUCUAGGGGUUUAGGUCAAUCUAGGGGUUUAGGUCAAUCUAGGGGUUUAGGUCAAUCUAGGGGUUUAGGUCAAUCUAGGGGUUUAGGUCAAUCUAGGGGUUUAGGUCAAUCUAAGGGGUUUUCACUGGUUGCAAAUUUUGUCAUGUUCAGGAUGAGACAGAUUAUCCAAAAAGUGAAGGGGAAUUUCUUUUGACUGGGUUACCUGCCCCUGAAAGUGACCCAAUGUUGGAGCUCCUGGCACAGAUGCAGAGAAAUCCUUUUCAAAUCAGUCACAGGGAAAUACCUGUACCUCAGGUCAGACAGGUGAGUUGACCUAGGAAAAUACCUGUAUCUCAGGUCAGAAGGUGAGUUGAUCUUGGGAUAUACCUGGACCUCAGGUCAGACAGGUGAGUUGACCUUGGGAUACACCUGGACCUCAAGUCAGACAGGUGAAGUAAUUAAUUUAGGGACAUACCUGGAUCUCAGGUCAGAUAUGUGAGUUGAGAUUGGAAAAUAACUGUACCUCAGAUCAGACAGGUGAAUUGAUUUAGGGAUGUCCUGGACUUCAGAUCAGACUAGUGAGUUGAUUUAGAGAUGUACUGGACCUCAGAUCAGACAAGUGACUUGAUUUAGGCAUAUACUAGACAUCAGCUCAAAUCUGUGAAAUCUGCCACAAAAUUGUUUGCUAUGUCAUAUUUUGUUCUGCUACUGAAUUUUGGUUUUGUCAUGAAAUAAUGUAAACCUGGAACUAAUUUACCUAAUUUAAGGGAAAGUGUCCUUAAACCAUAGGAUGUUUUGUGCAUAUCUCAUUUUUUGGUUCAGAUUUUGAGUGGUCCUCAGCCCAAAGAGGUCAUGUCCACCACUGGAAGAAGUCUGGGUGAGAUGAGUGUCGGCCAGGUCCCCCCAUCCAGGCUCGCCAUGGAGCUCAGGAAUGGAAUUAGAAAAACCGGUGAGAAAAGCUAUAUUAUUUCCCUUUACCAGAUGGUAAAUCUGAACCAAUAAUUUCAACCCUGAUUAAUUGCUGUCAAGAUUGUUUUGGGUGUGGUGAACCAGGCCACUGUCAUCUCUCAAUCUAUUGUUGGUGUGGCAAACCAGGCUACCGUCAUCUCUCAAUCUAUUGUUAGUGUGGCAAACCAGGCUACUGUCAUCUCUCAAUCUAUUGUUGGUGUGGCAAACCAGGCCACUGUCAUCUCUCAAUCUAUUGUUGGUGUGGCAAACCAGGCUACUGUCAUCUCUCAAUCUAUUGUUGGUGUGGCAAACCAGGCCGCUGUCAUCUCUCAAUCUAUUGUUAGUGUGGUGAACCAGGCUACUGUCAUCUCUCAAUCUAUUGUUUGUGUGGUGAACCAGGCUACUGUCAUCUCUCAAUCUAUUGUUUGUGUGGUGAACCAGGCCACUGUCAUCUCUCAAUCUAUUGUUGGUGUGGCAAACCAGGCUACUGUCAUCUCUCAAUCUAUUGUUUGUGUGGUGAACCAGGCUACUGUCAUCUCUCAAUCUAUUGUUUGUGUGGUGAACCAUGCUACUGUCAUCUCUCAAUCUAUUGUUUGUGUGGUGAACCAGGCCACUGCCAUCUCUCAAUCUAUUGUUGGUGUGGCAAACCAGGCUACUGUCAUCUCUCAAUCUAUUGUUUGUGUGGUGAACCAUGCUACUGUCAUCUCUCAAUCGAUUGUUGGUGUGGCAAACCAGGCUACUGUCAUCUCUCAAUCUAUUGUUUGUGUGGCGAACCAUGCUACUUCCAUCUCUCAAUCUAUUGUUGCUUACUCUUUACACCAGGGGCUGUUAACCUUUUUUUUUUUUUUUGCAGUGCCACAACCCCCCCCCCCCCUCUUGAUUGCAAAACAUUACCUGCAUCCCCAUCUUGAUUUCAUAAAAUAUUUCUCACGACUCCUGACACUGUCUCCCUGAAGGCAUGAUCCAUCUCUCAUUCUAUUGUUGCUUACUCUUUACACCAGGGGCUGUUAACCUUUUUUUUUUUUUUUGCAGUGCCACACCCCCCCCCCCCCCUCUUGAUUGCAAAACAUUACCUGCAUCCCCAUCUUGAUUUCAUAAAAUAUUUCUCACGACUCCUGACACUGUCUCCCUGAAGGCAUGGCUAUUUCUGUUAUUUAUUUACUGUGUCUGAGAAAGGGAAGUAAUUCUGUUUUGCAAUUGAUUUUCAUUGAUUAAAAAAAACUGUUUGAGCUGCUAAAUAUUGAUUAAUAUUAAUGAAUUUAGGAUAAAUGCAUUCAGAAAUGAAUAACUUUUAAUAAAAAUAUAACAUUACAGCAAACUAAUUACAAGCAAAGAAACAAAAAAAAAUAUUUUUGGCACCAUGAACACAUGCUAGAUAUUGACACCUCGGAUGAACACAUGCUAGGUAUAGACACCUCGGAUGAACACAUGCUAGAUAUAGACACAUGCUAGAUAUAGACACAUGGUAGAUAUAGACACAUGCUAGAUAUAGACACCACGGAUGAACACAUGCUAGAUAUAGACACACGCUAGAUAUAGACACAUGCUAGAUAUAGACACACCAUUCUAAAGCAAACAUAGAUUGAAAAUCAAACAAGAAUAAUAAAACAUCUGGUUUUUAAAUUGAAAUAAAGCAGAAUCACUCCAUCACCUGGACGCAUCCAUCAGAACCCCAAAUGACGCACUUAGUUGCAACCAUCUGAAAUGAGUUAAGAACCCGUGCCUUACACAAAUACAUCCCUUGUGGGGAAAAGGGGGGGGGGGGGUAAAUGAUUCUUCACUAAAUUUUAAUAACAAGCCCAAAAACAAAACUUAACACCUAUACUGAUUAAUGUUUCACAUUGAAAUUGAACUACAGGACGACAAAGUCCAUCUAACAGUUUGGAGAGAAGUGAGGAGGAAUAUGAUAGAAAUGAGGAUCAGAGAAGAAGGAGGAGGCCGGAUGUGGAGCAUCGCAGCAGAACACCAUCACCAGUGGUCCAGCAAUAUGAGCAGAGCAGUAGGAGCCCUUCACCUGACCACAGGCGUCGUCCUUCACCUGACCAGAGGAGUCGCCCAACCAGGACCAGCAGAAGUCCAUCACCCCAGAAACCACAGCAAGGAGGCAUAAGGGGAAGACCUCAAAGUGAGUUGUGCUAAUACAGUGAGCCAUCCAUUGAAAGUAACUUAGGCUACAUGACUGGGUACUUAUUCCAUUAGGCUCCCAUAAAACUGGGUUAGCCGUGACACAUCGAUAUAACAUUUAAAGGGUAGAUCACGGUGUUGUAGAAAAAAAUAACGGUAUUUUAUGGUUCUUCUAUCAUUGCUUUUGUUACCAUACCAUCAGUUAUGUUAUGGUGGCUUUUGUUACCCUACCAUCAGUUAUGUUAUCAUGGCUUUUGUUACCAUACCAUUGGUUAUGUUAUCAUGGCUUUUGUUACCAUACCAUCAGUUAUGUUAUCAUGGCUUUUGUUACCAUACCAUCAGUUAUGUUAUCAUGGCUUUUGUUACCAUACCAUCAGUUAUGUUAUCAUGACUUUUGUUACCAUCACUUAUGUUAUUAUUUGUUAUCACAGCUUUUUUUAAAAAACUGAUUUGCAUUUUGAUUAAAGACCGAUUUUUCAACAUAAUAAUUAAACCUUGUUAUUGUGAGGAUCUGUUUCAAAUUUCAUUUUGUUUCAUUGACAGGGCAAAUGCAAUAUCAACCAGUUCUUUCUGAAGGGGCACCACUACCAACAAGGGGGAAAACUCCACCGCCUUAUGGACGCAGAAGCAGUGACAGUAGAAUCUCACAAAGCAGUGAUUUUGGUAAUUGCUGAAUCAGUCAUCUCCCUUGCUUGUUGAUUUUUUUUUUCUUGGUGGCUUUGUAAAAAAUAAUAAAUUGUUUUUGUUUAAUUCCAGGAACAAGAAUGUCAAGGUCAAGUUAUCCGAGUGAGUCGUUAAGUAGGUCAGCUGAAAGUCCCAUUCUCAGAAGAUCAGGUAAAAGCCAUUGAGGUGUAGUUAUGUCAUAAAACAUAACACAACCAAAUGUUGCUUAGGAAUUUUUUUUAUUGCAAAUAAAGAGUCUAAAUAAAGAGGUCUCUAAAUGUUGAGCUGCCUGCUAUUUCACAGGUGAUGGAGCUCUCACAUCCAGCUUAAAGUCUAGACAGUCAGGUGUCAAGAAAUCUGUGGAGUUUGACCUGACGGGAACCUAUGAUAAAUCCAACAGGUGGGAAUCACCUGUCCCGAACUCCGACCCCAGCCGAUCUCUUGGGUUAAAUUACUCUUUGGAUGACUCAUAUGACGAAACAGAUUUGAGAAAGUAGGUCAUCAUGUCUUUAGUUAACUUAAGAGAAAACAAAAAAUGUGAACUGGUAUUCCUUACAAGUAAAAAAAAGUUUCUUUUAAGGAUUUUUAAAAAAAUAAAUGUAUUUGUUAUCAGGAAUAACUCUUAGCAUGUAUCCCUGGAAUGUAAGCCUCAAAGUAGAAGGAAUGUUAAAGUAAGCCUCAAAGUAGAAGGAAUGUUAAUGUAAGCCUCAAAGUAGAAGGAAUGUUAACGUAAGCCUCAAAGUAGAAGGAAUGUUAACGUAAGCCUCAAAGUAGAAGGAAUGUUAACGUAAGCCUCAAAGUAGAAGGAAUGUUAACGUAAGCCUCAAAGUAGAAGGAAUGUUAACGUAAGCCUCAAAGUAGAAGGAAUGUUAACGUAAGCCUCAAAGUAGAAGGAAUGUUAACGUAAGCCUCAAAGUAGAAGGAAUGUUAACGUAAGCCUCAAAGUAGAAGGAAUGUUAACGUAAGCCUCAAAGUAGAAGGAAUGUUAACGUAAGCCUCAAAGUAGAAGGAAUGUUAACGUAAAUUUAUUAACUGUUUGUUUUUGUGCACCCCUUGACCUUUUAACACUCACAGCAUCCAUGGGGCCAUGAUAAAUUACCUUUUUAAUACAGCACAUAUGGGGCCAUGAUAAAUUACCUUUUUAAUACAGCACAUAUGGGGCCAUGAUAAAUUACCUUUUUAAUACAGCACAUAUGGGGCCAUGAUAAAUUACCUUUUUAAUACAGCACAUAUGGAGCCAUAAUAAAUUACCUUUUUAAUACAGCACAUAUGGAGCCAUAAUAAAUUACCUUUUUCACGUUACUGAUAUCAAAUGUACAAAUGUGUUUAAUUAAAUUUUCAUAGUUGAACUAAGAGAAUUUUUUUAUUUUAAAUCUGUCCAUAACUUUUCAAAACAUAAGGAAAUUAAUAUAUGACAUAAUUAAAUAGAUCAUUCAUCAUCUCAAUGCAAUAAUAAAUUAGUUCAGUUGAUCAUUGGUUCAGUCAAGUUCUUUGGCAUUCCUGGGGUGGCCAGGUGGUUUGCCAUUAGUGCAAAACACCCCAAGGGAGCUGCUUUGCAGCAUCUCCCCUCUGUAAAAGGAGGGGAUGUUGUGCAAAUUAGGGCUCUCAGUGGGCCCAUAAGAGCUGGGGCUCAGAUCACUGGCGUCAUUCCUAUGUUUCAGUUCUUAUAGUAUGCUAUUUUAUUUCAAACAAAAAAUCUAAAAAACAUGGUUCCUAUGUUUCUCAGAAUUGUUCACAGUACAGGGUCAAGGUCAGGUCCAUACAGGAUGUCAGUGACCAUCCCAUCAACAGCUGACGAAGCUGAGAGUGACAUCUCAGAGAUUGACCUGUCCAAUAAUGGCUUCCAGUGA